GAUUAUCAACUCCUCUUUGUAGAGCAUAGACAUCUCCUCCCCCACAACCGGAAAUUGAAGAUGUACGGAACAAUCUCUGAUGAGAUGACGGUUGGCGUACCAGCAACCAAAGCUUGGAAGCUCUGUAGCACUCUCCAGUUCCCCAAAGUUGUGAAGGAAGCCCUCCCCGACCUCAUCAGCCGGAUCGACGUUGUCCAAGGCGACGGCGGCGCCGGAACCAUUCUCGAGCUCAUUUUCCAUCCAGGGAUGGGAGGGGGAUGGAAGUCGUACAAGGAGAAAUUCAUGGUGUUGGAUCACGAGAAGCGUGUGAAGGAGGUAGAGGUGGUGGAAGGUGGAUUUCUGGAUCUAGGGUUCACGCUGUAUCGUAAUAGAUUCGAAGUGAUAGAGGUGGAGGAAAACGAGAAGCAGUGUAUAAUUCGUUAUGCGAUCGAGUACGAGCUCAAAGAGGAAGCUGCAGCGAAUGUUGCGCUCGUUGCCAUUCAACCACUCAUUGCCAUCAUGCAACACUCUGCUGAGUAUUUGCUCCGCAACAAUGGCAAUUGAUCUACUAUUAAUUUGGGGCAUGUGGUUAGCUUUCAUGUUUACUAAAAUAAAUUUCUAUCCUCCUAAUAUAUAUUUGUAUUUCAUUUUCUCU
Messenger RNA from Salvia splendens (bonfire salvia), 634 nucleotides. Its product is annotated as norbelladine synthase-like. The coding region runs from base 61 to 543 and encodes 160 amino acids. The transcript has 2 exons. Gene Ontology annotation, molecular function: protein phosphatase inhibitor activity; abscisic acid binding; signaling receptor activity. Gene Ontology annotation, cellular component: cytoplasm; nucleus. Lineage: Eukaryota; Viridiplantae; Streptophyta; Magnoliopsida; Lamiales; Lamiaceae. Gene Ontology annotation, biological process: abscisic acid-activated signaling pathway; defense response. The record is from RefSeq and is a predicted model, not a curated record.